AUGAAGCGGGACUGUACGAGUCAGAGAGGUGGCAGCGGGAACGAAGCUGUGUUUCCUCUAAGCGAGGAAUGCCGGAACGGCUGGUUGAUCUACUGUGGCGCUUCAUCGCACAAGACCCCGCAUCGCUCUGACCUAUUCGACUACGAGACCUUGAACGAUGGCGUCAAGAUGACUAUUGCGAAUGGCAAGAAGUUACGCGUUCGUGGAAGAGGAACAGUCAAGUUGACUGGUCUCGACGAAAGACGCUCAAGAUGA
Peronospora matthiolae is the source of this 255-nucleotide messenger RNA. The record is from the annotation of a GenBank genome assembly. NCBI's taxonomy places the organism in Eukaryota, Oomycota, Peronosporomycetes, Peronosporales, Peronosporaceae.